Peromyscus maniculatus bairdii (prairie deer mouse) is the source of this 6036-nucleotide messenger RNA. RefSeq names its product small integral membrane protein 32 (gene Smim32). The record is from RefSeq and is a predicted model, not a curated record. NCBI's taxonomy places the organism in Eukaryota, Metazoa, Chordata, Mammalia, Rodentia, Cricetidae.
ACAGUGCUGCCCUCGUCCGUUCUGGUCCUCAUCCAUUGGUUCGCAGCUUCUCUCAGGGCAGUGCUACAAAUCCUGUCACCUCCCUGCCUCCCGCCCAGGACAGAAAGCGCUAGGAGCUCAGGCUGGCUCCAGCUCAGGCAGGAGCGCAGCGGUGGGAGCGCAGCAGGACAGGCUCGCAACGCACCAGGCAUCUAGACAAGGGACUGGAGAAGCGGCGGAUCCGUGAGCACCCCGAGUCCAGCGCAGAGCCCCACAGAGUUGCUGCGGCAUUCAUCUACACCCUUUGCAGCUGCUGCAGCUCAGGAGUGCUCCGGAGCUCACCCCAGCUAAAGAGCGACUGAAAAACGGCGAGAUGGGCCAGGGGCUCGGAACUCUGUCCUGGUAGCAACAACCAGAAGCGGGAACGCCCGAGGUGCGGGGUUGCCGAGGCUAAACCUCUGGAGCAGCGGACGACCCCGCUCCCACCCCCGGAGUCUCAGUGACCUAGCCGCCUGCUGGGCACCGAGUCUUCCUCAGGUGCGCGCAGUGGGGCAGGAGGGGAAUGCCAUGGGGGCGCUGAGCGGCGCCAGUCUGCCGCAGAAGUGAGGUGGUCCUGCCGGGGUCGGCAGGACUCGCGGACCAUGUACGGCGACGUGUUCAACGCCACCAGCGGCCCGGAGGUGGCGGGAAGCGGCGCGCUGGCCCCGGGAGCCACGGUUAAGGCAGAGGGUGCUUUGCCUCUGGAGCUGGCCACUGCGCGUGGAGUUCGGGACGGCUCGGCCACCAAGCCUGACCUGCCCACCUACCUGCUGCUCUUCUUCCUCCUGCUGCUGUCGGUGGCUCUUGUCGUCCUCUUCAUCGGCUGCCAGCUGCGCCACUCGGCCUUUGCUGCGCUGCCCCACGACCGCUCGCUGCGCGAUGCCCGUGCGCCCUGGAGAACGCGGCCCGUAUAGAGCAGACUGAGUCAGGGCCUCUAGGCGCUUGGUCUUGGCCUCGCAGAGCCUCCAGCAGAAGCAGGGAGUCGCUGGCCCCUGGAACACUUCGCCUGGACCUAAAGACCCUUUCGGACCUGAAGAAAUAAGGGAUGGCGGGAGAGCCGUUAAGAGGUCGUGUGGUGUCCUGGUCCAGGUGACUGAAAGUACUCCCCAGGAGAGUGGCUCCUCCGUCCCAUAUAGCGGGCCCUGCCAGGAAACCAUCCAGAAAGAGGAGUGCCCACCCGGAUGGACGAUGGACGCAGGAGCCUGGCCUGCCUGGUGAGUUCCUGACUUUGCUCGCAGAGGGGCAGCAGGCACCGCGAGUGAGCGCGGGACUAUCGAGGAGCUGCUUGUCCGAACUGGACUUCCCGGCCCUAUGGCCGUCUCCCUGCAGCUGCUACCAACCCUCCUGCUCUUUGACCCUGGGGAUCCGAUAGAGAAAUGAUGCAAGGUUUCAUUGUGUCCAGCUCGGGUUCAAGUACCCAGUUUCCUUUAAGAGCGAGGGCCAAGGGGCCCGGUGGAGGGGCAAAUGGUCACAGCUGCAGGGUGCUGCGAAGGAGAGUCUGCACCUCAUGCCACCACGGGCCAUAUUUCUACAAUAAAAACUCAUCAAAUUAAUUAAAUCCAGCGCUGAGAACACUGAUCAUUGGUCACACCAUUUUGGAAAGGGAAGAUGAGUGGGUCCAUCCCCAUCUCCUUUCCUGCAAGGGCCAGGUUGGUGUGAGCAUAUGGCCUCCUCUCUGGUUUUCCCCAGCAUUUUACUUGCUCUGGAAAGUGUUUGUUUUGUUUGUUUUCUGGCAGACUCCAGGGAUAACUUCCAUCUGACCUGCUGAAUAAAUUCCUGCUCACAGGACCCCAUGGAGACCCUCUCUGUGAAGUAGGUCCUUCCCUCACACCUUUGCUCUCAGAAUUUGGGGGAGCCUGAAGCUCCUGAAGCCAGGGGUUGGUGAAGGUAGGUCCUGAAAGUGGGGAGACAGCACUUCCUCCCAAGCAGACAGAAGCCAGCCCUGAGAACCCCAAAGAAACCGAUGCAUGGGGGUGAGGACAAAGAAUCAGAGGGUGAGGAGCUAGGUCCAUGACGACCUUGGCUAUUUUCAAAGUUUGCCUGAUUCCAGGGAGGCGGUUUGUUUUUGAGCCAGGGUCUCACAGCCCCGGCUGGCUUGCAACUCAACGGAGGUCUACCUGCCUCUGCCUCUUGAGAGCUGUGAUUAAAGGCAUGGGCUACCAUAGCAGGCCAGGAAGUUAUUUUAAUGGGCAGGUAAACUACUUCCAGGAGCCACUUGGCUUAAAGAAGUUCACUUCACUUGAGCUUCAGAGAUGUUUUUUACUGAAGAAGAAUUUGACAUGUUAAUCCAGUUAAUGCUAAACCAUGCUGGAGUCAUGGGAGCUUUGAGAAUCUGAAGCAGGAAAGCACAUUAACCCAAAUGCACAGAGAAUUCUGCAAUUUAUAGGGAUUUAAGACAUGUUCUGAUGGCCAAACAGGAGGCUCCGGGAGACUAAGCAGGGCUCUCCACCACGCCUCCUACGCCUAUCCGAGGAAGUUGGGGAGGUAGCAGGAGGAACUAGGAAAGCAGCGUGGUUACUCACAGCCAGGAUCUAGAGCUCCCUACUCCAAGAUAUCCUCAAAGCAUUUUAGAUUAUUAUUUAGAAAUGGAGCCAAACAUCUCCAAGCCUUCUAUAAGAAUAGCCCAGCUAAUCCACAUGCAACUUGGUUGCAGAGGAGACUCCGUGAGCAUAGAUAUAUAAACCACAAGCCCCUAGCUGGCAUACUAAAAUCACGUGCAUGGGGCUGGGGACUAGGAGGGGUAGGGAUGGCAUGUAGGAGCAGGACAUUCCUCUACUGCAUCCCAGUGGUCAGCUUUGAAGGUGGUAUGCCGAGUCAGAGUCCACACUCCAUUUUGACCCUCCAGUUUCAUGUGCCAACUUGUCUCUCAAAAGCCAUAUGACCUUGUAUGAACUAUUUAACCUAUGUCCUGUGGCCUCUUCUGUGAAAUGAGUAUGGUAUCACCUAGCUCUUCCAGGUAGCAUACUAAACCAGUGUAACAGACUGAACAAUGCUUGCACAAAAUGAGUUAUCAAAUGUUAACUAUUCUUAAAUUGAGAUACAGACUUGAGGCAGUGCUGCUGAGUGGGAAGCUGACUCCCAGACAAGGUGUGCUCACCAGACUUCUGUGGCCACAAGAAAGAGCAAUGGCUGGCCCCCUCAGAAGAGCAUGCCUGAGUAACAGGCUACAAAGUUAGUUACCUGUGGUUCCUGGACCACUAUCAGCUAUAGCCACAGUGAUCCAGUACCAUUGGGAUCCCUUCAUAAAAUAUUGAGCAUGGUGACACAUCUCUGACUCCAGAACAUUGCAGUGGCUACUUGCAAUAGAUGCUCCUGGAAUACAUUCUCAGAUCAUUGGGCCUACGUGGAGCUGGAAUCUAGAAAGCAAGCUGAGUCGGAAAGAGCGUCAUGUGCCAGCACUGCUAUUCUGAAUAACUCCAUUCCAUUCCCUAAGGUAGUGGUGGGCUAGCUGAGCAGUAAUGUUUCUUCCUUAUGUUGGACUGGGAUUCUCCAGGAGCAGCAGGAUGUAGCCGAGUUCCCAUCUGUUCUCUGCUAAUAUGCAAGCAAGUGGUCUAUAAUGUGAUGACUACAAUUUAGUAUUGUAUACUGAGUGAUAUGUAUGUUCUCCCCAAAUUCAUUAUGUUGAGGUCCUGAUUCCCAGAAUGGCUGCAUUUACAGGGAACUGGAGCUUCAUGAAGACAUGGAUGAAGCCCUCAUCCAUAUCUCGUUCUCUGUAGCUGAGGCUAUGUGAGCACAUACAGAGAUGCUGGCCAUCUACAAACCCUCAUGAGAAACCGACUUAACCAGAGCCUUGAAACUGGACUUCUAGCUUCCAGAACUAUGGGAAAAUAAAUUCUUGUUUAAUCUAUCAAAUAUGGCAUUUUGUUCCGGCAGCUAGAAACAAACACAUACACCUUUCUUCCUUUGCUAUCCUAAUCCCAAACUGUAAUGGAAAUAAUUUAAGAGGCCUGGGUGUGGCGGGUUAAAAACUGGAAGUGACCCUGUCAUGGGUGUUUAUGCCCUCCUGCUCAAACAGCCCCUGGAAGCAGAAGCAUUAGCAAAAAGACAUUCUGACAGGGUGAGGAGGGAGGGAACAUGGGGGCUGGAGAGAAUGGGAACCAGGGAGAGACAACAAUGGGGACCAAGAGCCUGAGUUCUGGAGCUAGAUGGCGAGCUGAGUUUGAUCACACACUCUAUACCCAAAUCACAUCCGAGAGUCUCUGAAGCCUGUUUCCUCGGCUGUAAAAUGCAGAGAGUACCUACCUUGUGGGACUUUCAACAGACAUUUCAGGUCAAGUGCUCAGCUUAUGUUGGAUAUGUCGGAAGUGCUUGAAUACGAGCUAUUGUUGUGGUUAGUAGGGAUGCUGGCUCCAGAAGUGCUUGCCGCAGGACAAACAAACUGCUUCCCACAAGAGACUUGCAGUCUUCUCAUCCACAUAGCACAAGGGAGCUAGAGGUCUGCACUUCCAGCAUGUCUGCCUAAGUCAGAGGCAGCUGGACCUCAUCUAUUCUCAUGGUUUCCGGUGCUCCUCAGAGGGCCCUCUCCACCACAGCUGAGCUGCUUUGUGCCCCAGCUGGGCAUCUUACAGGAGAAUUUGAGUCUAAGACCCAUCACCUUUCUAUCUCAAUUUAAAGGGUCUUCAGUAUUCUCAAUCUCAAUGUUAACUGCAUCAGCACAUGACUGCCCAAGGUUAAUUAAAAAAGAGGAUGGUCAUUUCGUUUGCUCAUAUGCUCAUGUUACCUGCUCAACGCCCUUCUACCCUACCCCAUCAGAUCCCUCACCUCCACUACUGCCACUCAACCUAGAGCACGACAACCCCUUUCUUCCGCCUCCAAGCACAUGUAUCUGAUGGCAACAUCUGCUUCCAGUCCCGCUCACACUCUAAUGGCUUCUCCUUUCUCUCUGGAUUAAAAACAACUUGGCCCACAAGGCCUAAAACCUUCUGGCCCACAACCAGCCUCCCUCCCUCAUAUCCUCUUCAACUUGAAACCCUUUAGUCCCUAGGAACCUUCUGCAUUAUGCUGCCUCCUCGUCCCUCUGGCUAAUGUCUUCUAAUCCUUCUGAUUUUCAAUCUUUGUCAAAAAGGACAUGCCUGAGCUGCCUGGGCUGAUCAGUUCUAUUCUCGGCUAACCCAGUCAUCGGGAAGAUGACUUCCAAGGAUAUUAACUCAGCUGAACAGAACAAACUACAUUUAUGAGAGCACAGCACUGCCCAUUCCCCACUGUCUCCCUUUGGGCUCAUUACCUCAUUCUACACUCUGGAAGUGGUCAUUUCCAACUCGGUGUAUUCUGACCUCAAUUCCAGACUCAAGUGUUUUCUCCUCUCUUAUGUCCCUAAUGAGAGUUAUGACAUGACUAUAAUUAGCCUGUUUCUUCCCCACAAUUGCAUGCAGUCAUCUGCGAUCAAGACAUCUGUCUUGCUCACCAUUUUUUCCAGAUGCCUAGCAUUUUUAAAGAUACAAAACAGGCACUCAGUAGGCAUUUAAUUACAUUGGAGAAAUAGCUGAGUUUUACUUACGCAUUUAUCUUUGAUUUUUCACCUGAAACUAAACCUGUAACUGACAAAAUAGAGUUGAACUCUCCCCUACCAACUGAUCUUUCAAGCAGCCUGUUUCCCAAGGUGGUAAUCUAGUGUUAGCAACUAGCAUUUCCUGUCUCCUUGUAUGUAACACCUGAGUUAUUAUUAUUAUCUCCUGUGUAUGUAACACUUGAGUUGUUAUUAUUAUCUCCUGUGGAGACUGAGCACGGCAUUUAUGUUAGUACAUGUCGUCCUAUUUUUGCUCCCAACACUCCACUUCCUGCAGGAAAGAACAGAUCUUAGCAAUGUUGCUCCCAUGCCUUCUCAACUGCCUGGAACAAAAAUGUUCAAUCUAUGUCACAUACCGACUUCCUCACUUUUUCCUGAAUUUUAACCCAAAAUUAGCUUUUCAUGGAAGCUCUUUCCUGGCUACUACAGCCACAGUUGUAACUCCUUCCUGCUCAUCCUCCUUCCCCAGCAUUGUCUCCUUAGAACUUACCAGUAAACAUACAUUUUGUUUA